GGAAGCCGCAUUCGAGUCACGUCCCAGCCCGUCCCGUUCGACGAAACCGACGAUUGUAGUACGCGGUCACUACUUGAUUUUGGUAGAGAGAAAAAAAAAAUGACGUGAUCGCCAAUUAGGAGCACAGUUUUUUUUUUGGGGUGGUGUCAUUAAUUAGUUUUUUGAUAGAAAAAAUACUGUUUCGAGGAACAGCAGAAUCCAAUUCGCAUCUCCGCUGGUUCAACUAGACUCGACAGAACCGCCUUCCGCACCAGAACUUUCAGUGAUAAACAUCAGUUUUUUUUUUCUCUCGCUAUCUCUCUCUGUCUCUCCAUUGCUCCAUAACUGUACACACAGACACAAGUUUAUCAAUUAAAUUUGGUUGCAUCUCAAUACCUUAAGUGUAUAAAUCACAUGAUUCACACACCCGAAGGGACACCAGUGCAUUUUCAUCGAAUAAACAGUUGCAGUGAGCUGCAAUCAUCAUAGACGAUGGUCAUAUACCUGUGGCAGGAAUUUUGCACGAAGUUCUGGAAUGAGGAUAUCUGGCUUCCCCCCAAUGUCACCUGGGCUGACAUUGCACCGGGUUCCAGCACAGAGGUCCACCAUGCAGACUACAGACACUUAAUCUUCCCGCUGGCACUUGCACUAGUUAUCUUAGUUAUAAGAUAUAUUUUUGAAAAGUAUUGGUUCGCACCUGUUGGUGUUUCUCUGGGGAUAAAAUGCAACAGACCAAAGAAGGCCCCAACAAACCCGGUCUUGGAGAAGGCCUACACAAGUCACAAACAUUUAAAGUACAAGCAAAUACAAGGUUUAGCAAAGCAAUUAGACAUGAAUGAAAGGCAAGUUGAAUGGUGGUUCCGUUUGCGUAGGAUACAAGAUAAACCGUCCACCUUAGUGAAAUUUUGUGAAAACUCCUGGAGGUGCCUGUAUUACAUGUUCUCCUUCACUUAUGGCUGUGUUAUACUUUGGGAAAAACCUUGGCUGUGGGACAUCAAUGAAUGCUGGAUUAACUAUCCGCACCAAAGUGUCUCGGACGAUGUCUGGUGGUACUACAUGUUCUCGAUGGCAUUCUAUUGGUCUCUGUGCGCUAGUCAGUUCUUCGAUGUUAAACGUAAAGACUUUUGGCAAAUGUUCGUGCACCAUAUUGCAACAAUUGUGUUGAUGUGUCUGUCCUGGAUUUGUAACUUGUCCAGAAUCGGAACGCUGGUCCUUCUCGUCCACGAUUGCGCUGAUAUCUUCCUUGAAGCUGCUAAGAUGGCUAAAUACGCUGGCUACCAGAAAGUAUGCGACAUCAUUUUCGCCAUUUUCACUGUUCUCUGGAUUGUCACGCGUCUAGGUUUUUACCCCUUGUGGAUUAUUAAAAAUACAUCGAUAGAAGCUCCGACAUUGGUGCCAAUGUUCCCUGCGUACUACAUCUUCAACGGUCUUCUGGUCCUGCUGCUAGUUCUGCACGUGUUCUGGACGUACCUGAUCAUCAAAAUAGCGUACAAGGCUCUGAAUUCGGGCCAAAUGGAGGGCGACAUCAGGUCGAGCAGUUCGAAUUGCAGCGACGGCGGCGCCUCACAAUAGUACCCAUUGUAGGCUUGUAGACGGAAUUAACAACAACAAAAAAACAUUACUUUUUCAUUUAAAUAUAUAAUAUUUCUUCAUUAACUUUCCAAUCAAUGGAAAUAUGUUUCAUGUGCACCAAAAAAAAAAACAAAUGUUUCGUUGAUUGUGAUCAGUACCAAAAAACACACACUUUAGCUUUUUUUUGUAUCUUUUCCAGUGAGUUUUUUUUUAUAUAUAUAUUUAUAAAAUAUGUAAUAUAUAUUUUGUAAAGAGACGAGAAAGGACGUCUUUCAUUCAAGAUGUUCGUUACUGUUUUGUGGCAAUGUAGGUUUAACGUUUAAAGAGAAUUACAUUAAUUAUAAAUUGGCUUGCUUUUAAAGUUUAUUAAACGAAAUAAUCAAAAAUAAGAGGCAAUUUGAUUGCAUUUAACAAAGUAUUUCUGUUUUUUUUAAUAAAGAAAAUUAAAUAAAGGCAUAUUUCGUGUGA
Messenger RNA from Nicrophorus vespilloides, 2019 nucleotides. Its product is annotated as ceramide synthase 6. The transcript has 6 exons. Bases 472 to 1551 code for a protein of 359 amino acids. The record is from RefSeq and is a predicted model, not a curated record. Gene Ontology annotation, cellular component: membrane. Gene Ontology annotation, biological process: ceramide biosynthetic process. Gene Ontology annotation, molecular function: DNA binding; sphingosine N-acyltransferase activity. Lineage: Eukaryota; Metazoa; Arthropoda; Insecta; Coleoptera; Silphidae.